Scheffersomyces coipomensis is the source of this 726-nucleotide messenger RNA. RefSeq lists its product as uncharacterized. The coding region runs from base 1 to 726 and encodes 241 amino acids. NCBI's taxonomy places the organism in Eukaryota, Fungi, Ascomycota, Pichiomycetes, Serinales, Debaryomycetaceae. The transcript is spliced from 2 exons. The record is from RefSeq and is a predicted model, not a curated record.
AUGGAUAUACCUUUACAAGAAAGAGAGAUUUGGGUUAAUCAAGAGGGUAUCCCUUUAGAUGAAAGAGAUUUUGACUCCGAUGAAUCUUCCUUUGCCUUGCCCGAUAGAAUUUUCAUAGUUACAACAGCUUCAACGCCAUUAGUUCAAGUUACAACACAACUUCCAGAUCAAUUGAACCAUGAUCAGUUAUUUCAGUUAAAUUGUUUCUUUUAUUUCACAGUUUUAGCAACCUUAAUUGGAAUUAUUAUGCAUUAUCAUUUUACUCGUGAUAAUGGUUCAAUGAAUAUUAUUUUGGCUGAUCAGGAAUAUCCUGAUCAGAGGUUCUUGAUCAUGGAAGAUGUAUUUAAUGAUGGUCCAGUUGAACAAGAUGAACCCGCAACUCCUAUAGAUCAAAUGCCUGGGGAAAAUAAAAGCAUCAUUAGGAUACUCACUCAACUACAUUUGCAAAGAUUUGCUUAUUAUGCUUCUCUUAUAUUGUUAUUUGGUUGGACCGUUUACUAUGGAAUAAGUGGUGUUGAAGAUGCUUAUACUAGACGUGUUUGUUUUUAUACCUUUUUAGCUUAUUGUUUUCAUACUAUGGGUAUUUGUAUAGUUGCUCACGGAACUCUUAUUCAGGAUCCUGACAUUAAAAGUCCUUUGAGUGGUUCUUGUUUGGGAUCAUUAGCUAUUUUAUCUGGUUUGGUCUGUGUUUAUUGUCGUUUGGUUUUGAAUUUACUUGAUGAAUAG